Mytilinidion resinicola is the source of this 2042-nucleotide messenger RNA. RefSeq names its product WD40 repeat-like protein. The record is from RefSeq and is a predicted model, not a curated record. NCBI's taxonomy places the organism in Eukaryota, Fungi, Ascomycota, Dothideomycetes, Mytilinidiales, Mytilinidiaceae. Bases 12 to 1670 code for a protein of 552 amino acids. The transcript has 2 exons. Gene Ontology annotation, molecular function: protein binding.
CAGCCUUGAAUAUGGCUAUCGAGAUGCUCAACCUAUCAAUUAAUAGGAGCAUCAAGUCCGAUACACAAGACAUUCUGAAUGACACUUCGGAACUCAAGGACGACACAGCACAGAUUCUUCAAGAAAUUGCAAAGCUACAAGCCAAGCUUCCAGAGCAUGGCCAAACUGGCGACCAAUAUGUCAUGCAUAGGUAUCUUGACAGCCUCACGACUUAUGCAGAGAGCUCAUUUGGUCAACUGUCCAUCCAAGGUCUUGAGGAAGAAUCCCGCAAACCUACACCCAUUGAAGAGAGAUUAGCUUCCGACGGCAUCAUUUCCUUGUAUCCUUCCAGCUCGUCUGCUACAGCGCAGGGCAGUUACCCUUCAGCAUCCGCAUCGGUCUCAGCGCCGCCACUAGAAGCUCAAGCGAGUGACCUACCGCUUUCACGUCUACCGUCUUCGCCGCAUUCUUUCUUUCCCCCCGAGGACCCGGAUCUUGACCCUCCUUUCGCCGUAUCCGAUCUGUCAUGGUGCAAGAACAGCGCAUUACCUUUCUCCUUCCCACACCCACAACAUGCUACGGAAGGUCACACUGACUUAGUUUACACCAUAUGCCAGACCAGCAAUUUCGUAAUCAGCGGGAGUAGAGACCGAUCGAUUCGCGUAUGGAACGCCAAGAAAAGACGUUUAGAGUACCCGCCUUUGCUCGGGCACGAGUCAUCCGUCUUCUGCGUAACUGCGGACGAAACGCAAGACCUUAUCGUCAGCUGCGGCGGCGACCGCAGCAUUAUGACGUGGCAGCUAUCUACGGGCGCGCUGAAGAGCAGAAUUCCGCAAGCUCAUGGCGACAGCGUCCUCAACAUCAAGUUGAACGAGUGGUAUCUUGUUUCAAGCUCGAAAGACUGCACUGCGAAGGUCUGGGAUCGGAAGCUGUUAGUGCUUCCCAACAAUCGGAGAGUCAGCGAGCCGUUCCCGCAGAGUGUCCUUCGAGGCCAUGCAGCACCGAUCAACGCAGUCGUUCUCACCGACGCAGAAGCCGUCACAGCUUGUGGAGAUCGCCAAAUCAGAGUCUUCGACCUCGACAGCGGGACAUGCUUACGACGGAUGUCCUCGCAUGAAAAGACCAUCACGACCCUUGUACUCUCCGCCGACGGUCGAUACAUCAUAUCAGCUGGUGGCGACUCAGACAUCGUCAUCCAUUCCAAGGAGUCUGGGAACGAAGUUACGAGGUUGCAAGGCCAUGGCGAUCUCAUCCGCGCGCUCAUCACAAUACCUGAAGCCAAUCUCAUCGUUUCAGGCUCUUACGACGAGACAGUAGCAAUAUGGGCCUUCAACGAAGACGGAGUGUGGAAGAAAGAGCGGAGUCUAGACGUCAAAGAAACGCAGAGGAGGAGUCUAGCACUCGACUUGCGGAAGCGCAGCUCGGACUUCACAGAGGAAAUCCGGAAAGCGGUCGAGACCGGAGCGGACGCGGACGUGGAAGCCCGUUCUAGUGGGAAAGUCUUUUGUCUGCUGUCAAGAGGAAAGCAGAUUCUGUGUGGUGCGGGAUCCACUAUCGUUGGUUGGGACUUUGGUGAUGAUCCAGAAGUAGAAGAAGACUUUGAUACCCGGGUUCAAUCAGCGGCAGAAGCGCCGAAGAAGCAGAAGGGGAAGCGGCGGCAAUUCUUCACCUCUCUCAAAAGGGGGUUUUGAGGCAUGAAGACUUUCUAUUCAACUUCGAAAGGUCAUCUUGGGUGGUUGAGAGCCAUGAUCCACGUGCUUGUGAGCUUCACACGAGGCUAAACAUCGUGCAUAGGACGGUUUAGGGCUUGGUGAUUCUCGGACUGGCUUGUAGAGCUUCCGUCUGGUUGGGCAUCACUGCACCACCACGAAGACGCGGACCUCCAUCAACGGCUGCCAGCACACUUUAACGCCACAGCAGACGUCACAUCUGCAAGCCGUUAUUGAGGGCCUCCACACCUCUUCAGGGGACGCGUGGAUGCCGCCAGCGACGAUUGGCGCAUUCAGGUGGGGUCCCUGUUAUCACGAACCGAGAGCAGCGGGACGGUCGUGUCUGCAUGCUGU